Talaromyces proteolyticus is the source of this 984-nucleotide messenger RNA. RefSeq lists its product as uncharacterized. The transcript has 3 exons. The coding region runs from base 289 to 573 and encodes 94 amino acids. NCBI's taxonomy places the organism in Eukaryota, Fungi, Ascomycota, Eurotiomycetes, Eurotiales, Trichocomaceae. The record is from RefSeq and is a predicted model, not a curated record.
GGUAUGGGCUCCUCACUGAGACGUCAUUUCGGCUUAUAAAAAACAUCUUAGCACAACAAGUACCGAUCCUGCUGCACUAAUGAAAAUUACCCCGGUCACUACGAUGGCCACUCUCCAAAUGGCCGCUCCAGGUAAACGUCCUGGCAGUGUGGCGAUUCUUGCAUUGAACAAGGGGACUUUUAUUAAACAAUCCAUCGCGACUCUUGAGUACCUUGAGGAUAUGUGUGAUAACUUCCAGCGUCACCAGGAGGCCCCUGAUCACGAAAUACAAUCCCAGAUGGAGAUGCAAUGAGAAAGGCGGGAUGCAGCAUGCGGGGACAAACACCGGAAGAAAGGGCCAAGACGAGGGAAGUCAUGCAGUUGGCAGAUGAGGCCACCAGCUAUUUUCUCUGGCGUGCCAUAAAGGCAGCGCGAUGUUUUCAUUGCGGGAGAAACAGAGCCCUGCUACUGCAAGAGUUGCCAUGGAUUCUUGCAACAAGACCCUGGCACUCAUUAAUCUCUAUUAUCUUGGUGAUUCGCGUUUUUAGAUCUCUGAUGAGAUGGAAGAAACAGGACAGAGUAGAAACAACGUGACCAUUGGAGACUGCGUCUUGUUCUCUUUGUUACAUUUUGCAAACAUAUUAUACGGGGUUCAACUUGUUGCUGAACUGCCAAAUUUGAAAAUGUUUUAUGAAUGGUUCAAGAACCGAGAGAGUGCAAAAACGGAGGGGAUACUAUGUAAUGAGAAUUUGAGAGCCUUAGCGAGCCAUUGGCUACAAGAGAAAGGUUCACUUGCUGGAACAAUUUGGGAAGGUUUGAAAGUAUUGAAUAUUUACUUGAUGGUUUGUGAACGACUCGUUCUUAGUCUAUUCGCAGCAAAGAAAAGUAGUAGGGACGUACUGAUCUUUCAAGUCUAUUUCCUGGCUAGAGAAAAUUAUUGGCGUAUCCCCAUGCUCUAUAGAGCAGGUUUGUUGCUAACAUCAAAAGGAUCAGAUGACAGAUUGA